GGACUGGGGCCCGGCGCCCAGGACGGGCUGGGGGGCCCGCCGAAGGAGCCGCCGCCGCCGGCCGCAGGAGCGCCGCCGCAGCCGCAGGAGGAGCCCGGGACCCCGUCCUCCUCCCCGGAGGACAAGCUGCUGGCCAGCCCGCGGGCCAUCAACAACCUGGUGCUGCAGGGCUGCUCGUCCAUCGGGCUGCGGCUGGUGCUGGAGUACCUGUACACGGCCAACGUGACCCUCUCGCUGGACACGGUGGAGGAGGUGCUGUCGGUCAGCAAGAUCCUGCACAUCCCGCAGGUCACCAAGCUGUGCGUGCAGUUCCUCAACGACCAGAUCUCGGUGCAGAACUACAAGCAGGUGUGCAAGAUCGCCGCCCUGCACGGCCUGGAGGAGACCAAGAAGCUGGCCAACAAGUACCUGGUGGAGGACGUGCUGCUGCUCAACUUCGAGGAGAUGCGCGCCCUGCUCGACUCGCUGCCCCCCCCCGUCGAGUCGGAGCUGGCGCUCUUCCAGAUGUCCGUGCUCUGGCUGGAGCACGACCGGGAGACCCGCAUGCAGUACGCCCCAGACCUGAUGAAGCGCCUCCGCUUCGCCCUCAUCCCGGCGCCGGAGCUGGUGGAGCGGGUCCAGUCGGUGGAUUUCAUGCGCACCGACCCCGUCUGCCAGAAGCUGCUGCUGGGCGCCCUGAACUACAGACAUGAGAAGAUAGGCUGGGUGGGAAGAGGCAGUUACAGCCUGGGAGUUGUUUGUCGGCUGCAGGACGCAUGCAGCUCCUCUCGACAUCAGUGGUUUGGGCCGGUCAGCUCCUCCCAGGAUUUGCCGGCAGAGCAGCAGUUAGACGCCUGUACAGCUGCAUCAGCUGUAGAUGAAGAAGGAGUGCCAAGUACCAUGUGCGGGUACUCCCGUUCCACCGCCAGCCAGUGUCCUGGUCAGAGAAUUCGUUCCAAUAAGAAAAUGCUGUUAUUGGUUGGAGGAUUGCCUCCCGGACCUGACCGGCUACCCAGCAAUUUGGUUCAGUAUUAUGAUGAUGAAAAGAAGACGUGGAAAAUACUGACAAUUAUGCCAUAUAACAGUGCCCAUCAUUGUGUUGUGGAAGUGGAAAACUUCUUGUUUGUGCUGGGAGGAGAAGACCAAUGGAACCCUAAUGGGAAACACAGUACAAACUUUGUUAGCCGAUACGAUCCCAGGUUUAACAGCUGGAUACAACUUCCACCCAUGCAAGAGAGGAGAGCCAGUUUCUACGCCUGUCGCCUUGACAAGAACUUGUAUGUAAUUGGUGGAAGAAACGAAACUGGUUACUUGUCCAGCGUGGAGUGCUACAACCUGGAGACAAACGAGUGGCGUUACGUGUCUUCGUUACCACAACCUUUGGCAGCCCAUGCAGGAGCCGUUCACAAUGGCAAGAUAUAUAUUUCAGGAGGUGUUCACAAUGGAGAAUAUGUCCCCUGGCUGUACUGCUAUGACCCUGUGAUGGAUGUCUGGGCCCGAAAACAGGACAUGAACACAAAGCGAGCAAUCCACACUUUGGCUGUAAUGAAUGAUCGACUGUAUGCAAUUGGAGGAAACCAUUUGAAAGGUUUCUCCCAUCUCGAUGUAAUGCUUGUGGAAUGCUACGAUCCAAAAGGCGACCAGUGGAAUAUCCUCCAGACUCCUAUUCUGGAGGGUCGCAGUGGCCCUGGCUGCGCAGUCCUUGACGACAGUAUUUACCUUGUAGGAGGCUACAGCUGGAGUAUGGGAGCCUACAAAUCUUCUACGAUUUGCUAUAGUCCUGAGAAAGGGACUUGGACAGAACUAGAAGGAGAUGUUGCUGAGCCACUUGCAGGACCUGCUUGUUCAACUGUCAUAUUGCCAGCCUGUGUACCGUACAACAAAUGA
Pygoscelis adeliae (Adelie penguin) is the source of this 1866-nucleotide messenger RNA. It is a transcript of the gene KLHL14, whose product is annotated as kelch-like family member 14. NCBI's taxonomy places the organism in Eukaryota, Metazoa, Chordata, Aves, Sphenisciformes, Spheniscidae. The record is from RefSeq and is a predicted model, not a curated record. Gene Ontology annotation, molecular function: protein binding.